Messenger RNA from Asparagus officinalis (garden asparagus), 2026 nucleotides. Its product is annotated as protein TPX2-like. Gene Ontology annotation, molecular function: protein kinase activator activity; microtubule binding. Gene Ontology annotation, cellular component: nuclear microtubule; mitotic spindle. Gene Ontology annotation, biological process: activation of protein kinase activity; regulation of mitotic spindle organization; mitotic spindle assembly. The coding region runs from base 819 to 1511 and encodes 230 amino acids. The transcript has 13 exons. NCBI's taxonomy places the organism in Eukaryota, Viridiplantae, Streptophyta, Magnoliopsida, Asparagales, Asparagaceae. The record is from RefSeq and is a predicted model, not a curated record.
CAAAUUAGAGACCCCCGCUUCAUUGAACUCGCCCCAGUUUCAAAAGAAAGUAAAAUGCGACCGCUAGAAAUCACAAGUUUGCUAGUUUCCCCUCAUCUCUCCCUUCAUACGAUAUCCCAAAUUUCUCCAGAGUGUGAAACAAAGAACCAAGCAGCACUCCAACAACUCUCUAUCACUUUCGCUCGAUUCUUUGAAGAGAAAGACGAGUUCUUGAAAAGGGGUUUUUCCCCCUAAUGUGGAGUGAGUCGAAGGAUGGAGUUGAUUGUCCUCAGGCUGAUGAGUCGUAUGAAUUCUGCGCGCCUCGAUUCUUCGAUUUCAUGAACGAGGAGAACGAGGAUGAAAUCAGGACUGCCGAGCUCUGGCUCCAGAUCUCGCAGAGCUAUGCUCCUUUCGUAUGUGUUUUUUUAACUCCUUUUUUUUCCUUGUAAUGUCAUCGCAACGAACUUUCGAAUUUUUUGAUUUGGGUCUUCAUUUGUUGAUUUUCUUUAUUAUUGGGCGCAACAACAGAAACCCAUGUUCUCAAUUUUCAUGUUAGUUUUGAUUUGUGGGUUGAAUUGUGUUUCUUGGUGCAUUUUUAAUAGCUUUCAUGCCAAAGAUCAAAGAAGGGAGAACUAUUCAAAUUGAUACUCUCUUUUAUCCCAAUAUGAUAUUUAGCUUUCUUUUAUAUAUUUAAUAGAAGAAACCAGAUGAUACAACUACUGCAGCAGAUAAAGCAAGAGAUGCCCAAGAUUUGAUUGUUGCUGCUGAAGCUGGAGGAGCUCAGCGGCAUGAAAUGAAUAACGGGAAAAUGUAGAUGGUUAUGUCAUAGUGAUGAUUAAAUGUUACUUACAUUGUUUCUUAUGUGGAAGUUGGUUCCAAUAUCUAGUGGAAAACCUUGCUUUCAGACUCCUGAAGUUAAGCCUUGUGAAACCGAGCGUGACCCUCAAACAGAAGAAAAGUUCAUCUAUGGAGAUCUCUUCCUCUUCUGUUCCAGUAUUGAACAACAACAUCUCUUCUUUCGCAUUUCCUAUUCUUCCAUCAUUCAAUAUCCUUGCAGCUUCAGGUAUCCUGGCAGUACUAAUGUGAAGAACAAUGCCAUGGCUGCUAACAUUGCUCAAGAAGAUCAAGCAAUAAAGAAGCAAAAACUUGAUGGUGGUAGAUCAAGACGGAUACUCAAUGUGAAUACUAGAGUACUCCUUCACAAGUCAAAACCAGAUCCAGGUUGUGGCACAAAUGUAUUUGCUUCACACAAGGAGCAAGCAGCAUACAUAUCGACUGCAGAAAUGAUUAAGAAGUUCCAAUCAAGUACCAGAGACAUAGAGCUCUCACAAAAUAAAGCAGCUUCACAUGAGAGUAGAACUUCAAUGAUGCAAAUGAGGCCUAGACUUAAACUGACAAGGCCAAAGGAACCCGAGUUUCAGACAGCAGCACGAGUUCGUGCAGUGAGGAUAAAGAGCUCUGCAGAGCUCGAGGAAGAGAUGUUGGCGAAGAUUCCCAAGUUUAGAGUUUAUAAUCCCUCUAUAGAUACUUGAGGCACCUACACUUCCUUCUCUGCCCAGAAGUUCUCCAAAGCCACCUGAAUUUAAGGAAUUCCAUCUAAAAACUACGGAGAGGGCAUACCAACACAUGGAAACAUCAUCUGUAGUCUCCUCAGUAGAUGCUACUUAAGAUCAGAAUCACAAUUUGCAAUGUAGAUUAACUGAACCAAGACCUCCUCAGCUUGAAACCUCAUUACGAGCACGACCUCUAAAGAUUAAAAGUUUCCAGGAACUAGAAAUAGAGGAGCUCGAAAAGCUUCCUAAGUUCAAGGCUAGGCCAUUAAAUAAGAAGAUUCUUGAGAGCAAAGGAGACCUUGGAUUGUUUUGCAAUAAAAAAGCUCAAAUAACAACCCCUCAGGAGUUCCAUUUUGCCACAGAUGAGAGGCUUGGUCCUCCAUUGGCAGUUAUGGAAAUGUUUGAUUAGGUAUGCAAUCUUAUAUAAGCUUGUGCCAUUGCUGUUGUUCGCACACGGACGUCAUUUUCCCUGGUUCUUUCAGGAUAGAGGUUUU